UCCCCGGACGUGUCGCUUUCCCCGUCAAGUUUCACUGAAAGAGUUUAUUUUUGCUUCCGGUAGCGCAAAGACCGGAAAGAUUCAAGAACAUCUCAAAAGGCAAACACUGGAAUCUGUGGAGCGCUGGGGAUUUAUGAGGCCUCGUUCAGGUGCUUUCCUAGUGGAUGGCAGAUUUAUGUUUCCAGUAGUCCAACCUUCUUCAGGCUCUUCGAUCGGCAAGAUCAGUAAGGUGAUCAAGUAUCAAUUUUAUCGUCGAUUUGGAUGAACAAUGGCUGCCAAAGAAAGUUCCAUACUUCCUGAGGGCCCGCGCGACGACGACGGGCGCCCGAAGAGGACAGGUACCUUAAGUAGCUGCAUCGCUCAUAUCCUCACCGCGGUCAUCGGAUCGGGAGUUCUGUCCUUAGCGUGGAGUAUCGCGCAACUAGGGUGGAUAGCGGGGCCGGUUUAUUUGCUUUGUUUAGCAGCCGUCACUUAUGUUUCCGCUUCCCUGCUGUCCGACUGCUACAGGUCCCCGGACCCAGUAACAGGCGCACGAAAUUACUCUUAUGGGGACGCUGUUAGAGUGAAUCUAGGUACAACACAGAUGUGGUUUUGUGGUUUCCUUCAGUAUCUGAGCAUGUAUGGUACGGGUAUCGCUUAUGUGAUAACCACGGCUACCAGCCUGAGGUCGAUUCAUAAAUCAGCCUGUCAUCAUAAAGAUGGGCAAGAGGGAUCGUGCGAGUAUGGGCAGGAGGUUUAUAUGCUGAUAUUCGGAGUAACUCAGAUCAUGAUGUCGCAGAUACGCGACUUUCACAAUAUAGUCUGGCUCUCGGUUCUUGCUGCAACGAUGUCCUUCUGCUACUCUUUCAUAGGAUUUGGACUAGGCAUCGCAAAAGUAGCAGAAAAUGGGAAAAUCCUAGGAAGCAUUGGCGGAGUCCCGGCCACCGAUCCUGCCAAGAAGACAUGGCUUGUGUUUCAAGCGAUGGGCGACAUUGCCUUUGCGUACCCAUACUCGCUUAUUCUUCUGGAGAUACAGGACACUCUGAAGUCUCCCCCGGCAGAGAACAAGACGAUGAAGAAGGCCUCAGCGAUAGCAAUUGUAAUCACCACCUUCUUCUACCUAUGCUGCGGUUGUUUCGGAUAUGCAGCCUUUGGCAACCUCACGCCGGGCAGUCUCUUGACGGGUUUCGAGUCCUUCCACCCACACGCCCUCAUCGAUUUCGCCAAUGCUUGCAUUAUCCUCCACCUUUUGGGAGGCUACCAGCUAUACAGCCAGCCAAUCUUUGCGACCUUGGAGAAAUGGUUCAGGAAUAAAUUCCUGAACAGUGACUUUGUGAACAGGUUCUACAGAGUAAGGAUUCCGAUGUUGCCGGCUCUUCAGUUGAAUCUCUUCAGGCUGUGUUUCCGCACGGCGUACGUGAUAUCCACAGUCGGUAUCGCGCUCGUCUUCCCUUACUUCAACUCGGUCCUGGGAGUGCUGGGGGCGUUGAACUUCUGGCCCCUGGCAAUAUACUUUCCGGUGGAAAUGUACUUCCGGCAGAAGAACAUCGAGCCUUGGACACGGAAAUGGAUCAUCCUCGGGAUACUCAGCUCCAUCUGUUUUCUGGUGUCCGUCGUCGGAUUAAUAGGGUCUGUCCAAAAUCUAGUUAGUGCAAAGUUAGGGCAUAAAUAG
Molecule: messenger RNA, 1651 nt
Organism: Rhodamnia argentea
Lineage: Eukaryota; Viridiplantae; Streptophyta; Magnoliopsida; Myrtales; Myrtaceae
Product: probable amino acid permease 7
Exons: 9
Coding region: 269-1651 (460 amino acids)
Cellular component (GO): plasma membrane
Source: RefSeq, a predicted model, not a curated record